UUAUUUGUAAAAGAAUAAAAACAUGCGAUUUUCUAGUAUAGACAGUUACAUAAUCUAUUAGAAGAGUGUAAUACACUUUAUUGUCAGUGUUCAAUUCAAACACUAACAGCAUGAAUUAUAAAAAAGCCACCAAAGUGUUAGGUGAUGAACAUGCUGAUGAGUGAUAACUGGUCCAAUUCAGCAAGAAGCAACGCCAAAAUUAGCUCCCAAUUUUUGGGAUCGAAUUCCGCCUCCAAGGCCUCUGUUUCCGUUUCUUUCCCUUCUUCUCAUACCAAUCUCUGCUUCAAAUCUGUUGAGAUUUCUAGACACCAGUCAUCUAGAACAAGGGCAAUGUCAAAGGCAGAUAGUAGCAGCUAUGACCAAGUGAAAGUUGAUAUCUCUCUGAGCCCCAGAGUUAACUCUGUGAAGCCAUCAAAGACAAUGGCUAUAACUGAUCAUGCAACUGCUCUAGCACAAGCUGGUGUCCCUGUUAUUCGAUUGGCUGCCGGAGAGCCUGAUUUUGAUACGCCAGCUGUUAUAGCAGAGGCUGGAAUAAAUGCAAUUCGUGAAGGUUACACAAGGUACACUCCCAAUGCAGGUACGAUGGAACUUCGUAUGGCAAUUUGUCAUAAGCUAAAAGAGGAGAAUGGAAUCUCAUAUACACCUGAUCAAAUUUUGGUCAGUAAUGGUGCUAAGCAGAGUAUCCUUCAAGCAGUUCUUGCAGUUUGUUCUCCUGGGGAUGAGGUAAUAAUCCCUUCUCCAUAUUGGGUAAGUUACCCAGAAAUGGCAAGGCUGGCUGAUGCAACACCUGUUAUUCUUCCGACACUCGUCUCUAAAAAUUUUCUAUUGGAUCCAAAGCUCCUUGAGUCUAAAAUCACUGCAAAGUCAAGACUGUUGAUUCUAUGUUCUCCAUCCAACCCAACCGGAUCUGUUUACCCUAAGAAACUGCUUGAAACAAUUGCGGAAAUUGUAGCAAAGCAUCCCAGGCUCUUGGUGCUAUCUGAUGAAAUAUACGAACAUAUAAUUUAUGCACCGGCAACUCACACGAGCUUUGCAUCAUUGCCAGGCAUGUGGGAGCGGACUCUAACUGUCAAUGGCUUUUCCAAGGCUUUUGCAAUGACUGGUUGGCGACUCGGAUAUAUUGCCGGACCUAAGCACUUUGUUGCAGCAUGUAAUAAAAUCCAGAGUCAGGUCACUUCAGGAGCUAGUAGUAUAGCACAAAAAGCAGGAGUUGCUGCAUUAGGCCUGGGCUAUGCUGGUGGGGAAGCAGUUUCCACCAUGGUGAAAGCAUUCAGGGAACGGCGAGAUUUCUUGGUUAAAAGCUUUGGGGAAUUGGAAGGUGUUAAGAUGUCAGAACCUCAGGGAGCUUUUUAUCUCUUCAUUGAUUUCAGUUCUUACUACGGAAUAGAAGCUGAAGGUUUUGGUAAAAUUGAAAAUUCAGAAUCACUUUGUCGAUACCUCCUGGACAAGGCUCAGGUUGCACUAGUCCCUGGAGAUGCAUUUGGGGAUGAUAGCUGCAUUCGCAUAUCCUAUGCAGCAUCCCUUACCACCUUACAAGCUGCUUUUGAGAGAAUUAAUAAAGCACUUAUCACCCUGAGACCUGCUGUCCCUGUUUAACACAGAUGAAUUAUCAUGCAGCAUAUUGUAAUCGUUGUACUUUAUUUUGGGAUUUGAACUUGUUAUUUUUUGUAAUAAGUUUAUUGCAUAAAAUUCUGGCUUUUCUAGGUUCAUUUAUUCUCUUCUAUGAUUGUCCUGCAUUUUCCUUCCAGAGGCCGAAUCCCCACGGGUUUGAGAAAGGAAAUAUUAUUACAUGCUCAUUUGUCAUUAUUGUGUUUGAUAGGCCCGUUAUGAAGUCAUUAGGGUUAUGGCAAAAAGAGCUAUGGAAAACCCUUCACCACGGCUUUCCUUUUUGUAACUCGUUUUUCAUUUGCCUUCAAUUUGUUAUAAAAAACAGUAAUGUUAGCGUAGUAUAUGUUUACUUUCCAUAUUAUAUACUGUUCUUAUAAUUCGCCAUUCUUGAGUUCAGAAUGUUCCCAAGGAAUAUUUCUUUCUACGGUAGCUAGAUCUAGGGCUCCAAGGAAUCAAUUCCCCUUCCAAACAAGUUUGCUUCAUAUGUUCCAACAUAAAGAUAGUAUCUUGUUUAUUUAGGUUUAUCUGGCAGAAUGGUAAUUGGAAGAAAGGUUGAAUCGUAAAACGACAUUAAGGCUCAACGAGAGUUUCUCUGGCCAUACUUGCUAAAUGAAUGUAAUUCUAGUCUUUCAAUAGGAGACAAAGCGGGAACUUUUCCAAAAGGUUUCAGGCUAAGGUUUCUGUUCCAAGAGAAAAAGCUAGAUGGUAACAUAAUCAAGGAAAAGCAACCCUUUCCCUUUUUAGCCAUAAUAUUCCUGCCUAGCAGGUAUUUCCUUGCAUUAAGGCAUCCCUAAGAAGCUAAGGAACCCUUCAUCCAAAGCCUAAAACUAUGGACUUGAACCACAAGACAAUC
This is a messenger RNA of Durio zibethinus, 2461 nucleotides long. The record is from RefSeq and is a predicted model, not a curated record. NCBI's taxonomy places the organism in Eukaryota, Viridiplantae, Streptophyta, Magnoliopsida, Malvales, Malvaceae.